AUGGAGGAGGAAGAAUAUGAGGAAGUUGUGGAGUACUACAUUGAGGAGACAGUUAUUGAGGAGGGUGAACCACAUGAGGUGAUCACUGAGAUCACUAGCACAGAAUUCACAGGUCCCCAAACCACCAUAUAUACAGUUGAGCAUGAAAGACCUUCUGUUGAGCAUGCAGCGCCUCCAGUCAGAAAGAAGAUAAUACGGACAAAAGUGGACCCAUCUAAGUUUUUGACACCUUAUCUGCAACACAGUAAUAAAAUGAAGGACCUAUUCAGUGAGAAUAAAUACAAAGAAAAAUUUAAAAAAGAAAAAGGAAAGCCCUAUGCUUCCACAGUUGAUACCCCAGAACUUCGCCGAAUCAAGAAAGUACAAGACCAGCUCAGUGAGGUUAAAUACCGCAUGGCUGGUGAAGUUGCUAGGACUAUUUGCCAUGUUGAUGAAAAGGCCAAGGAUAUAGAACAUGCAAAGAAGGUCUCACAGCAAGUGAGCAAGGUGUUAUAUAAACAGAAUUGGGAGGAGAAUAAAGACAAGUACCUACUUCCCCCUGAUGCUCCAGAACUUGUGAAUGCAAUAAAAAAUACAGCAAUGUUCAGUAAGAAACUCUAUACAGAGGAUUGGGAAGGAGACAAAACAUUAUUCUAUCCAUACAAUGACAGUCCAGAGCUCAGGAGGGUGGCACAGGCCCAAAAGGCUCUGAGUGAUAUUGUCUACAAAAAAGGGCAUGAUGAACGAAAAUCUAAAUUCACUUCUCUGCCAGAUCCACCUGACGUGGAACUAGCCAAGAAAGUGACAAAGCAACUCAGUAAUGUUAACUACCAUGAAGAUUAUGAAAACAAGAUCAAAGGCAAGUGGAGUCAAACUCCGUGCUAUGAUGUUGCAAUUGCAAAAAUGAAUUCAGAAAAUAUAAGUAUGAGAAAAUAUCAGGAAGACUUUGAAAACAUGAAAGACCAAAUCUACUUUAUGCAAACUGAAACUCCAGAAUAUGAAGCUAAUAAGCGACUUGGAGAUAAUGUCAGUAAGAUAAAAUACAGAGCAGACUAUGAAAAGAAAAAAGCUAUUGCAGAUUAUAAUGUACUUCCUGCUACAGAGAACCCUUUAUUGAAGCAAUUAAAAGCUGCAGGAAAUAUACUGAGUGAUAAAUUAUACAAGGAAGCCUAUGAACGAUCAAAAGGAACAAGCAUCAAUUAUUGUGACACUCCAAAGUUUCAGACUGACAGUGUUCUAAAGAAUUUUAGUGAUGUAAAAUACAAAGAUGCAUAUCAGAAGAACAUUUUAGGACACUAUUUAGGGAGCUAUGAGGACCCACAUCAUACACACUGUAUGAAAGUUGAAGCUAUGAAGAGUGAUAAAAAUUACAAAGCAGAUUAUGAGGAAGAGAAGACAAAAUGCUACUUCCCUCAGACCAUAACUCAAGAAUACGAAGCUAUUAAGAAGCUAGACCAGUGUAAAGAUCACACCUACAAAAAACAUCCUGAUCAAAUAAAAUUUACUCAAGUGACAGACUCGCCAGUGCAGAAGCAAGCAGAGAUCAAUAGCAAACAGCUGAGUGAUUUGAAAUACAAAGCUAAACAUGAAAGUGAGAAGUUCAAAUGUUCCAUACCGCCAGAUGCUCCGUUUUUCCUCCAGUCCCGUGUCAAUGCAUAUAACAUUAGUGAUAAUUGUUACAAGUAUGAAUGGGAAAAGUCUAAAGACAAGGAAUUUGAAAUCAAAGUUGAUGCAAUUCCACUUCUUGCAGCUAAAGCUCACAAUAAAAUUGCAAGUGAUGUGGAAUAUAAGAAAGUGUAUGAACAGAGUAAAGGGAAAAUGGUUGGAGCCCUAAGUGUUCAUGAUGAUCCCAAGAUACUACAUUCCAUGAAGGUGGCCAAACAGCAGAGUGAUCGCGAGUACAAAUUGGCUUAUGAAACAUCAAAGACCAAUUAUACGGCACCAUUGGACAUGAUCCCAGUUGUUCAAGCUAAAAAAUCUCAAGCAAUUGCCAGCAACGUGGACUACAAGAACAUCCCUCACAGUUACUUUUAUCCUCCUGACAGCGUUAAUGUGGAGCUUGCAAAGAAAGCCUAUACUCUUCAGAGUGAUAAUGAGUAUAAAUCUGAUUACAAUAGUGACAUGAAAGGCUGUGGCUGGGUACCCUUAGGAUCGCUGGAAGUGGAGAAGGUUAAGAGAGCUUCAGACAUUUUGAAUGAGAAAAAGUAUCGCCAGCAUCCAGACACUAUUAAGUUUACACAGAUUGAAGACGAGCCUGUUAUGGUUCAGGCUAAAAUCAACCAGGCUCAGAGAAGUGAUGUACUGUAUAAAUCCAAAGGUGAAGAAGUUAUUCACAAGUACCACCUUCCUCCAGAUGUGCCCCAGUUUAUCCAGGCUAAAGUUAAUGCUUAUAAUAUUAGUGAUAACUACUACAAAACUGGAUUGGAAGAAUUAAAGUCAAGGGGUUAUGAUCUAAGAAGUGAUGCUAUUCCUAUCAGGGCUGCCAAGGCUGCUAGACAGGCUAUCAGUGAUGUUAACUAUAAAAAAGGCUAUCAACUUGCCAAGGGUAAACUUAUUGGCUUCCAGAGCCUCCAAGAUGAUCCGAAACUGGUUCAUUAUAUGAAAGUAGCUAAGAUACAAUCUGAUCGAGAGUACAAGAAAGAUUAUGAGAAAACAAAAACUAAAUACAACACCCCACUGGAUAUGGUCAAUGUUGCAGCUGCCAAGAAGGCUCAAGAGAUUGCGAGCAAUGCUAAUUACAAGAACCUCCUGCACCACUAUACUUAUUUACCAGAUGCAAUGAACUUGGAGCUGACCAAAAACAUGAUGGAGAUUCAGAGUGAUAAUGCAUACAAACAAGACUAUAACAGCUGGUUCAAGGGUAUUGGAUGGAGUCCCCUGGGUUCUCUGGAUGUUGAAAAAGCUAAAAAGGCUGGAGAAGCACUAAAUGAAAAGAAAUACCGUCAGCACCCAGACACCAUCAAAUUUACAAGUAUACCAGAUUCAAUGCCAAUGGUUUUAGCUCAGCACAAUACCAAGCAACUGAGUGACGUGACAUAUAAGCAAGAGGGUGAAAAAGUAAAACACAAAUACACUCUGGAUCCUGAUGUUCCGCAGUUUAUUCAAGCCAGGGUCAAUGCCUUCAAUUUGAGUGAUGCUAACUACAAAGCAGACUGGAAAAAAACUAUUGCCAAAGGUUAUGAUCUGAAACCAGAUGCCAUUCCUAUUAUUGCUGCUAAAGCUUCUCGAAACAUUGCCAGUGAUUACAAGUACAAGGAAUCAUAUGAGAAAGAGAAGGGCAAACAGGUUGGAUACCGUAGCCUGCAGGAUGAUCCUAAACUUGUUCAUUACAUGAAUGUGGCCAAAAUGCAAUCAGAUCGUGAAUACAAGAAGGAUUAUGAAAUUACUAAAACCAAAUAUCACACUCCCUUGGAUAUGUUCAGUGUGACAGCUGCCAAGAAAGCGCAGGAAGCAGUCACAAAUACUGGCUAUAAACAGCUAAUCCACAAUUAUACGCUCUUGCCUGAUGCUGUGAACCUGGAACUAUCAAGAAAUAUGAUGCAGAUUCAGAGUGACAAUGCCUACAAAGCAGAUUUUAAUAACUGGCUAAGAGGAGUUGGUUGGAUGCCAAUUCAAUCAUUGGAUGUUGAAAAGGCUAAAAAAGCUACAGAGAUUCUUAGUGAAAAGAAGUAUCGUCAGCACCCAGACAAGCUGAAAUAUUCCAUUACAAUGGAUGCAAUGGAACAGGUUCUUGCUAAACAAAAUGCCAAGACCAUGAAUAAGAAGCUCUACACUGAUAAAUGGAACAAAGAGAAGACCAGCAUUCAUGUUAUGCCAGAUACUCCAGAAAUUCUGCAGUCUAGAGUGAACCAGAUCACCAUGAGCGACAAACUAUACAAAGCUGGAUGGGAGGAAGAGAAGAAGAAAGGUUAUGACAUGCAGCCGGAUGCUAUUCCAAUAAAAGCAGCCAAAGCCUCCAGAGACAUUGCAAGUGAUUAUAAAUACAAACUAGCCUAUGAAAAGGCGAAAGGAAAGCAUAUUGGGUUCCGCAGCCUUGAAGAUGACCCCAAGCUAGUGCACUUCAUGCAGGUGGCUAAGAUGCAAUCUGAUCGUGAAUACAAAAAAGAUUAUGAGAAGGCAAAGACUAAUUUCCAUACCCCAGUCGACAUGCUCAGUGUUGUGGCAGCCAAGAAGGCACAGGAAGUGGCUACGAAUGCAAACUACAGAAAUUUGAUCCAUACUUACAAUGUUUUGCCUGAUGCUAUGAGUCUUGAAUUAGCCAAAAACAUGAUGCAGAUACAAAGCGAUAAUCGAUACAAAGCAGAGUAUGAUGAAAGCAUGAAGGGUGUUGGAUGGAUGCCACUGGGCUCCCUGGAAGCUGAGAAGAACAAAAAAGCAAUGGAGAUUGUCAGUGAAAAGAAAUACCGUCAGCAUCCAGACAAGUUGAAGUAUUCCGUUCCUAUGGAUUCUAUGAACAUGGUCUUAGCAAUAAAUAAUGCAAAAAUCAUGGAUGAGCACCAAUAUAAACAAGCAUGGGAAGAAGACAAAAAGAAAGUUCAUAUCACACCAGAUAUUCCUCAGAUUGCUUUAGCAAAAGCCAAUGCAUUUAAUCUAAGUGAUAAAAUGUACAGACUUUCCUUUGAAGAAUCUAGGAAGAAAGGGUAUGAUCUCAGAGCUGAUGCUAUCCCUAUUAAAGCUGCCAAAGCUUCUAGGGACAUUGCUAGUGAUUAUAAGUACAAAUUAGGUUAUGAACAAGACAAGGGAAAACUUGUAGGGUUCCGCAGCCUUCAGGAUGAUCCCAAGCUUGUCCAUUAUAUGCAAGUGGCUAAGAUGCAGUCUGAUCGUGAAUACAAGAAAGCCUAUGAGACAAGCAAGAUGCAUUACCAAACACCUUCUGAUGCACUUAGUAUCAUGGCAGCAAAAGAGGCACAAGAUCGUGUAACCAAUACUAACUACAAGCAACUGAUACACCACUAUAUGCUUCUACCAGAUGCAAUGAGUUUAGAACUGUCCAGAAACAUGAAUCGGUUACAAAGUGAUAAUGAGUACAAGCAGGAUUACAAUGACUGGUACAAGGGUAUUGGUUGGAGUCCUGCUGGUUCUCUGGAUGUGGAGAAAUCUAAGAAAGCUACAGAAAUUGCAAGUGACCAGAAAUACCGCCAGCAUCCCAGCAUGUUCCCCUUUACAAAACAGAAUGAUGCCAUGGACAUGGUGCUUGCAAAGCAGAAUGCAGCAAUAAUGAAUAAACAUGCUUAUACUCAAGCUUGGGAGAAGGAUAAAAUUCAAGUUCAUGUGAUGCCAGAUACACCAGAUAUUCUACAGGCUAAACAGAACAGGACGAACUACAGUCAGAAACUAUACAAGCUUGGCUGGGAAGAAAUGAUAAAGAAAGGCUAUGACCUCACACCUGAAGCCAUUUCAGUGAAAGCUGCCAAAGCUUCAAGAGACAUUGCAAGUGAUUACAAGUACAAAGAAGGCUACCGCAAGCAACAGGGACAUCACAUUGGAUUCCGCAGCUUACAGGAUGAUCCUAAGAUGAUGUGGUCUAUGCAAGUAGCUAAGAUGCAGAGUGAGAGGGAAUACAAGAAAGAUUUUGAAAAGUGGAAGACAAAGUUUAACAUGCCUGUGGAUAUGUUAGGCUUCCUUCUGGCUAAGAAAUGUCAGGAACUUGUUAGUGACAUAGACUACAAACAUAUGCUACACCGCUGGACUUGUCUGCCAGACCAGAAUGAUGUCAUCCAAGCAAAGAGAGUCUAUGAACUACAGAGUGAUAAUCUGUAUAAGUCAGAUCUACAGUGGCUCAAAGGUCUUGGAUGGAGUCCUUUGGGAUCUUUGGAAUCUGAAAAGAACAAGAAAGCUUCUGAAAUCCUGAGUGAGAAGAAUUACCGGCAGCACCCAGAUACUAUUAAGUUCACAAGUAUCCCAGAUGCCAUGGAUAUUGUUUUAGCAAAAUCUAAUGCCAAAAAUAGAAGUGACAUACUGUAUAGAGAAGCUUGGGACAAGGACAAGACUCAGGUUCACAUCAUGCCUGAUACUCCUGAAAUCUUGCUGGCUAAAUCAAACUUAAUCAACACAAGUGAUAAACUUUACAAGUUAGGAUACGAAGAACUGAAGAAAAAAGGCUAUGAUCUUCCUCCUGACGCUAUACCACUCAAGGCAGCAAAGGCAUCCAGAGAAAUAGCUAGUGAAUAUCAAUAUAAAACAGCUUAUCGGAAGCAGCUUGGCCACCAUAUUGGAGCGCGGAACAUAGAGGAUGACCCCAAGAUGAUGUGGUCUAUGCACGUAGCCAAGAUCCAGAGUGACAGGGAGUACAAGAAAGCCUUUGAGAAGACAAAGACUCACUUCAGCAGCCCGGUGGACAUGCUGGGCAUUGUGUUGGCGAAGAAAUGUCAGGAGCUGGUCAGCGACAUUGAUUACAAGCACCCUCUGCAUCGGUGGACCUGUCUGCCAGACCAGAACGAUGUUGUACAAGCCAGGAAAGUGUACGACCUUCAGAGUGAUAAUGUGUACAAGUCCGAUCUCCAGUGGCUGAGGGGCAUUGGCUGGUUGCCAAGUGGUUCGCUGGAUGAUGAGAAGAAUAAGAGAGCGUGCCUCAUCCUGAGUGACAAGAAGUAUCGGCAGCACCCGGACACCAUCAAAUUCACGAGCCCUCCUGACUCUAUGCCAAUGGUUCUGGCAAAGCACAACUCUGAAAUUAUGAACCAACGCUCGUACACGUCAGCUUGGGAGAAAGAUAAAACCAGCGUUCACAUUAUGCCGGACACGCCUGGCAUUUUGCUAGCACAGCAGAACAGCCUGAACUACAGUGAGAAACUGUACAAGCUUGCAAUGGAAGAAGAUAAGAAAAAGGGGUAUGACCUGCGGGCAGAUGCCAUUCCUAUCAAGUCUGCAAAAGCUUCCAGAGAUAUUGCAAGUGACUACAAGUAUAAAGAAGGCUAUCGGAAGCAGCUUGGCCACCAUAUUGGAGCGCGGAACAUAGAGGAUGACCCCCAGAUGAUGUGGUCUAUGCACGUAGCCAAGAUCCAGAGUGACAGGGAGUACAAGAAAGCCUUUGAGAAGACAAAGACUCACUUCAGCAGCCCGGUGGACAUGCUGGGCAUUGUGUUGGCGAAGAAAUGUCAGGAGCUGGUCAGCGACAUUGAUUACAAGCACCCUCUGCAUCGGUGGACCUGUCUGCCAGACCAGAACGAUGUUGUACAAGCCAGGAAAGUGUACGACCUUCAGAGUGAUAAUGUGUACAAGUCCGAUCUCCAGUGGCUGAGGGGCAUUGGCUGGUUGCCAAGUGGUUCGCUGGAUGAUGAGAAGAAUAAGAGAGCGUGCCUCAUCCUGAGUGACAAGAAGUAUCGGCAGCACCCGGACACCAUCAAAUUCACGAGCCCUCCUGACUCUAUGCCAAUGGUUCUGGCAAAGCACAACUCUGAAAUUAUGAACCAACGCUCGUACACGUCAGCUUGGGAGAAAGAUAAAACCAGCGUUCACAUUAUGCCGGACACGCCUGGCAUUUUGCUAGCACAGCAGAACAGCCUGAACUACAGUGAGAAACUGUACAAGCUUGCAAUGGAAGAAGAUAAGAAAAAGGGGUAUGACCUGCGGGCAGAUGCCAUUCCUAUCAAGUCUGCAAAAGCUUCCAGAGAUAUUGCAAGUGACUAUAAGUAUAAAGAAGGCUAUCGGAAGCAGCUUGGCCACCAUAUUGGAGCGCGGAACAUAGAGGAUGACCCCAAGAUGAUGUGGUCUAUGCACGUAGCCAAGAUCCAGAGUGACAGGGAGUACAAGAAAGCCUUUGAGAAGACAAAGACUCACUUCAGCAGCCCGGUGGACAUGCUGGGCAUUGUGUUGGCGAAGAAAUGUCAGGAGCUGGUCAGCGACAUUGAUUACAAGCACCCUCUGCAUCGGUGGACCUGUCUGCCAGACCAGAACGAUGUUAUCCACGCUAAGAAGGCCUAUGACCUACAGAGUGAUAUUUACUACAAGUCAGACCUUGAAUGGUUGCGGGGCACUGGCUGGGUCCCAAUUGGUUCCUUGGAUGUUGAAAAAGCCAAGAAAGCAGGAGAGAUCUUGAGUGAUAAAGUAUACCGUCAGCCUCCAGACACAAUCAAGUUUACUAGUGUCACUGAUUCUCUGGAGAUGGUCUUAGCCAAGCAGAAUGCAGAGACGAUGAACAAGCGUUUAUAUACUGAGGCCUGGGAUAAAGACAAGACACAAAUCCACAUAAUGCCUGACACACCUGAAAUCACACUGGCAAAACAGAACAUGCAAAACUACAGUGCGAAACUUUAUAAACAUGCCAUGGAAGAAUCAAAAAAGAAAGGCCAUGACUUGCGAAGUGAUGCUAUCCCCAUUCAAGCUGCCAAAGCAUCCAGAGAAAUUGCGAGUGAUUACAAAUACAAAGAAGGCUAUCGGAAGCAGCUUGGCCACCAUAUUGGAGCGCGGAACAUAGAGGAUGACCCCAAGAUGAUGUGGUCUAUGCACGUAGCCAAGAUCCAGAGUGACAGGGAGUACAAGAAAGCCUUUGAGAAGACAAAGACUCACUUCAGCAGCCCAGUGGACAUGCUGGGCAUUGUGUUGGCGAAGAAAUGUCAGGAGCUGGUCAGCGAUAUUGAUUACCGCCACUAUCUACAUCAGUGGACCUGUCUGCCAGACCAGAACGAUGUUAUCCACGCUAAGAAGGCCUAUGACCUACAGAGUGAUAAUUACUACAAGUCAGACCUUGAAUGGUUGCGGGGCACUGGCUGGGUCCCAAUUGGUUCCUUGGAUGUUGAAAAAGCCAAGAAAGCAGGAGAGAUCUUGAGUGAUAAAGUAUACCGUCAGCCUCCAGACACAAUCAAGUUUACUAGUGUCACUGAUUCUCUGGAGAUGGUCUUAGCCAAGCAGAAUGCAGAGACGAUGAACAAGCAUUUAUACACUGAAGCAUGGAAUAAAGAUAAGACUAUGGUUCAUGUUAUGCCUGACACACCAGAAAUCCUACUAGCUAAACAAAACCAAAUAAACUACAGUCAGAAAAUAUACAAACUAGCUUUGGAGGAUUCAAAGAAGAAAGGUCAUGACUUGCGUUUUGAUGCCAUUCCUAUCCAAGCUGCCAAGGCAUCCCGAGAGAUUGCCAGUGAUUACAAAUACAAAGAAGGCUAUCGGAAGCAGCUUGGCCACCAUAUUGGAGCGCGGAACAUAGAGGAUGACCCCAAGAUGAUGUGGUCUAUGCACGUAGCCAAGAUCCAGAGUGACAGGGAGUACAAGAAAGCCUUUGAGAAGACAAAGACUCACUUCAGCAGCCCGGUGGACAUGCUGGGCAUUGUGUUGGCGAAGAAAUGUCAGGAGCUGGUCAGCGACAUUGAUUACCGCCACUAUCUGCAUCAGUGGAUCUGUCUGCCAGACCAGAACGAUGUUAUCCACGCUAAGAAGGCCUAUGACCUACAGAGUGAUGCUGUUUACAAAUCAGAUCUGGAAUGGCUAAGGGGAACGGGAUGGGUUCCUAUUGGUUCUGUGGACAUUGAGAAAGUUAAGAAAGCUGGAGAAAUCCUGAGUGAAAAGAAGUAUCGUCAGCCCGUAGACCAGGUUAAAUUUACUAGUGUGACAGAUUCUUUGGCCAUGGUCUUAGCCAAGCAAAACGCUGAGAUAAUGAACAAGCGAUUAUACACGGAAGCCUGGGAUGCUGACAAAACUUCAAUUCAUGUCAUGCCUGAUACACCGACACUUCUAUUAGCAAAGGCCAAUGCAGCUAAUGUUAGCCAUAAACUUUAUACACAAGCCUGGGACGAGGCCAAAAUGAAGGGUUAUGACAUGAGAGCUGAUGCAAUUCCAAUACGAAGUGCAAAGGCAUCAAGAGAUAUUGCAAGUGAUUACAAGUACAAAGAAACACACGAGAAACAGAAGGGGCACUACAUUGGGUGCCGAAAUGCAAAGGAGGAUCCCAAACUGUCGUGGGCUGCACAUGUGAUGCAGCUGCAGAACGACCGACUCUACCGGAAGGCAUACCACGAUUCAAAGGCCCGGAUCCACAUACCGGUCGAUGCGAUGUCCGUCCAGGCAGCCAAGGAGUGCCAGACGCUAGUCAGUGAUGUGGACUACCGUCAGCACCUCCACGAGUGGACCUGUCUGCCUGACCAGAAUGACGUGAUCCAUGCGAGGAAGGCCUAUGACCUGCAGAGUGAUGUUGUCUAUAAGUCAGAUCUGGAAUGGCUUCGUGGAACUGGCUGGUUGCCAAAUGACUCUCCUGAUGUAAAGAGAGUGAAGCAUGCCCAGGAUCUCCUGAGUGACAAUGUGUACCGUACACCUAUAGAAAGCCUGAAAUUCACCAGUGUUGUUGAUUCUCCAGAUGUUAUUCAAGCUAAAGUUAAUGCUGAACAAAUCAGCAUUCCAAAAUAUAAAGAAGCCUGGGAAAAGGACAAGACUAUGAUACAUAUUAUGGCAGACACACCUGAAAUCAACCUAGCCAAGACUAAUGCUCUUAAUUAUAGCCAGAAACUGUACAAAGAAGCUUGGGAUGAGUUGAAGAUGAGUUGUGACUUGAGAGCGGAUGCAAUCCCAAUCAAGGCAGCCAAAGCUUCUAGAGAAAUUGCUAGUGACUAUAAAUACAAACUGGAUCACGAGAAACAGAAAGGACAUUAUGUUGGAGUUCCGAAUGCAAAAGCAGAUACGAGAAUGCGGUUUGCCCUUGGCAUAGGCAAGGUUCAGAGUGAACUGGAAUACAAGAAACACUUUGCCAAAUGGAAGACACAGUGCCACCUGCCAGCUGAUAUGCUAUCCAUCCUGUCAGCCAAGCAUGGUCAGUCUUUAGUCAGUGAUAUUGAUUACCGUCAUUACUUGCAUCAGUGGAUCUGUCUUCCAGAUCAGAAUGAUGUCAUACAGGCUAGGAAAGCCUACGAUCUUCAAAGUGAUGCCAUUUACAAAUCUGAUUUAGAAUGGCUACGUGGAAUUGGAUGGUUGCCAAAUGAUUCAGUUGGCAUCAACCAUGUCAAAUACGCUGGAGACCUCUUGAAUGAGAAAAAGUAUCGUACAAAAGCUGAAACUCUUCCAUUUACUCCAGUGGCAGACAGAGUUGAUUAUAUCACAGCAAAGAAUAGUGGUGAAAUUCUUAGUGAUAUUAAAUAUCACAAAGCAUGGAAUGAGGUCAAGUCCAAUUACACUCUAACAGAUACUCCACAAAUGGAUAUGGCCCGAGAGGCAGCCAGAAUUCUUAAUCAGAAUUUGUACAAGGAGAGUUGGGAGAAAGAAAAAGCCACUGGUUACCUCUUACCUCCUGACACUGUGCAGAUCUGUCAUGCCAGGCGCUCAAAUGAUGUCCAAAGUGAGCUUAAAUACAAAUCUGACUAUGUGAAACAAAGAGGACACUAUGUUGGAGUUCCCACUAUGAGAGAUGACCCCAAACUGGUGUGGUUUGAGCAUGCAGGCGAGAUCCAGAAUGACAGAUUGUACAAAUCAGAUUAUCACAAAACAAAGUCCAGAAUUCACAUUCCUGCAGAUAUGAUGUCAGUUAUGGCAGCCAAGGAAUGUCAGACCUUGGUCAGUGAUAUUGAUUACCGCCAAUAUCUCCAUGAAUGGACCUGUCACCCUGACCAGAAUGACUGUAUUCAGGCAAGGAAGGCCUAUGAUCUACAAAGUGAUAAUAUUUACAAAUCUGAUUUGGAAUGGCUCCGCGGCUGUGGCUGGAUUCCUCUGGAUUCAGUGGAACACAAGAAAGUUAAGAAUGCGCAAGAACUGAUAAAUAAGAGAGCAUAUACGAAAGAAGCCCUUGAUAACUUUUCCAAUUAUACAAGUGUGGUUGACACUCCGGACAUUGUUUUGGCAAAGAUUAACUCUGUCAAUCAGAGUGAUCUAAAAUACAAAGAAACAUUUAACCUUGAGAAAGGCCAGUACAUUGGGUCUGAUGAUACUCCUGCACUGAACCAUGCCAGAGACAUGUCCUUACUAUAUAGUGAUAAACUUUAUAAAAAUGCCUGGGAAAUCAGUAAGCCCAUUGGGUAUACUUUGGAUGAGAAAUACAUUCCACUUGUUGGAGCUAAGCGUGCAAAUUAUAUUAAUAGUGAGCUCAAAUAUAAGGAAAUAUAUGAGAAGCUGAAAGGCCAUUACCUGGCUGGGAAGGAUAUUGGAGAUUUCCCGAGUGUCAUCCACUCACUAGCAUUCCAGAAAAUAAGGAGUGCGUUGGCAUACAGAAAGAAUUACGAAGAUACCAAAGCCAAUGUCCAUAUUCCAAGCGACAUGAUGAAUCAUGUGCUAGCUAAAAAAUGCCAGUAUAUUCUCAGUGAUCUAGAAUACCGAACUUACUUUCAUCAGUGGAAUUGUUCACCUGAAGAAAAUGAUGUUAUUCAUGCCAGAAAGGCCCAGGAGAUUUUGAGUGAUGUGGUAUAUAAAGAUGACUUAAAUUGGCUGAAGGGACUUGGAUGCUAUGUCUGGGAUACUCCACAAAUCCUGCAUGCUAAAAAAUCAUAUGACCUCCAGAGCCAAAUAAAAUACACAGCUGCAGGAAAAGAGAAUUUGCAGAACUUUGGUGUUGUUACUGAUACACCUCUCUAUGUGACUGCAGUACAGAGUCGUGUAAAUGCUAGUGAUGUGAGAUAUAAAGCAGAUUACCACAAAACCAAGGACAAGUAUACAACUGUGACUGAAACAGUGGAUUCUGAAAGAGUUCAAAAUUUGAAACAUCUUUUUAGCAAUAAUCUCUACAAGAAAGCCUGGGAUAAAGUGAAAGCUACUGGCUAUAUAUUGCCCUCUGAUGCAGUCUCCUUAGCACGUGCAAAAGAACUGAAGCAUAAUGCUAGUACAGUAAAAUAUCGGGAAGAAUAUGACAAGUUUAAAGCACUGUACACACUACCCAGAGGUGUUGAAGAUGAUCCCAACACAGCAAGGUGCCUGAGAGUUGGAAAGCUUAAUAUUGAUCGCCUGUACAAGGAAGUCUAUGAAAAGAAUAAAGCCAAAAUCCACAUUAUUCCCGACAUGGUAGACAUAAUUUCUGCUAAGGAUGCACAGAAGAAAGUCAGUGAAGUUGAUUACCGCACACAUCUUCACGAGUGGAUAUGUCUACCAGAUCUUCAAAUCAAUGCCCAUGUUCGAAAAGUCACUGAUCAACUUAGUGAUGUGGUAUAUAAGGAUGAUCUCAACUGGCUGAAAGGCAUUGGCUGCUUUGUCUGGGACACUCCUGAAAUUCUUCAUGCCAAACACGCAUAUGACCUUCGCAGUGAUAUUAAGUACAAAUCUAAGGCAGAGAAAAUGAAGAAUGACUACACUGUGGUCAUGGAUACUCCUGUCUAUGUCCAGAAUGUCCUGAGUGGCAUGAAUUUGAGUGAAGCUAUUUAUCGCAGUGAAUAUAUGCACAAUAUCAAAGGCAAAAUGAUUCCUACUGAUAAAACAGUAGAUUUGGAGCGGGCAAGUCAUGCUCACAAAAUACAGAGUGAAAAUUUGUAUCGCUGGGCUGGUUUGAAUGCUCUACCUACUGGAUACAGGCUUCCUACAGAAACCCCAAGCUUUCAGCAUGCUAAACAUGUCCAGUACCUUGGCAGUGAUCUGAAAUAUAAAGAAGCCUAUGAACACAUGAAAGCUAAAGGCUAUACUCUGGGACCCAAAGAUGUUGGAUUUGAAAAUAUAAAGAAAGUGAAUCAAGUCAUUAAUGAGAGGUUGUAUCGGGCAACAUACCACAAGUACAAGGACAAGAUUCAUACCACUCCCGACACACCAGAAAUCCGUCAAGUCAGAGCUACACAGGAAGCUGUCAGUGAUCUGAUCUACAAGUCGGAUUUCUUUAAGAUGCAGGGACACUUGAUUUCCCUGCCAUACACACCUCAGGUUUUACACUGCCGCUAUGCUGGGGACAUCACAAGUGAUAACAAAUACAAACAGGAUCUGAAGUGGCUGAAGGGCUUGGGUUGCUUCCUAUAUGAUACUCCUGAUAUGGUCCGUGCUCGCCAGCUGCGUAAACUUUGGUCUAAUUAUAUAUACACUGGUGAUGCAAAGAAGAUGAGGGAUAAAUACAGUGUGGUACUGGAUACUCCUGAAUACAGGACAGUUCAAGAAUUAAAAACACAUUUGAGUGAGCUGGUUUACAGAGCUGCAGGCAAGAAGCUGAAGACAAAAUAUACUUCCAUCCUUGAUACACCUGAUUUCUUAAGAGCCAAGCAAGGACAAAAAAUACAGAGUCAGUAUUUGUAUGUGGAGCUUGCCACAAAAGAGAGACCCCAUCACCAUGCUGGUGGUCAGACUCCAGCUUUUACACAUGCUAAGCAUGUAAAGGACAUGGUUAGUGAGAAAAAGUAUAAAAUCCAGUAUGAGAAGAUGAAGGACAAAUACACACCUGUCCCUGACACACCCAUCUUGAUCAGAGCUAAGAGAGCAUACCUGAAUGCUAGUGAUUUGCGCUACAAAGAAACCUUUGAGCACACAAAGGGAAAAUAUCACACAGUGAAAGAUGCUUUGGAUAUUGUCUAUCACCGAAAGGUCACUGAUGAUAUUAGCAGUGUGAAAUAUAAGGAAAAUUACAUGAGUCAAUUGGGAAUCUGGAGAUCUAUCCCAGACCGGCCAGAGCAUUCCCAUCAUCGUGCAGUCACAGAUGCUGUUAGUGAUGUUAAAUACAAGGAAGACUUAUCAUGGCUCAGAGGCAUUGGCUGUUAUGCAUGGGAUACUCCAGAUUUUGCUCUGGCAGAAAAGAAUAAGGUGCUCUACAGUGGGUGUAAGUACAAGGAGAUAUUUGAGAAGACUAAGUCCCAUUUUAAGUAUGUAGCCGACUCUCCAAUUAACAGGCAUUUUAAACAUGCCACUCAGUUGAUGGAUGAGAAAUUAUAUAAAGCUGCCUAUGAGAAGCUCAAAGAUAGGUACAGCGUUAUUGUGGAUGAUCCUAGGAAUCUCCUGGCCAAGUGGGGGACCACACUGAGCAGUCAGGUCGAAUAUAAAAAGGAAUAUGAAAAGAAGAAAGACAAAUAUACUACAAUUGUAGAUACUCCAGAACACUUACGGAUAACAAAAGUGAACAAACAGAUCAGUGAUAUUAUUUACAAGCUGGAAUAUAACAAAGCAAAGCCUAAAGGCUAUACCACAAUCCAUGAUACACCUAUGUUAUUGCAUGUGCGCAAGGUCAAGGACAGAAUAAGUGAUCUGAAAUACAAAGAGCUGUAUGAGAGGAAUAAAUCUCACUGCAAUGUCGUAGCUGAUUCAGUUCAUAUUAAGACUCCAAGGCAUGCUUACAAGCUAAACAGCAAUCUGGAUUAUAAGAAAAAAUAUGAAGCAGCCAAGGCUCAUUGGCACUGGAUUGCCGAUAGGCCUGACUUUGUGCAAGCAGCCAAGUCAUCUCUGCAACAGAGUGAUUAUGAAUACAAGCUGGACCGCGAAUUCCUAAAAGGAUGCAAACUCUCUGUCACAGACGAUAAAAACACAGUAUUGGCUUUAAAUAAUGCCAUCUUGGCAAGUGAUGUAAAAUACAAAGAGAAGCAUAACAAAGCUCGAGGAACAUACCUUAUUGUUCCAGAUACGCCUCAGAUCCUCCUGGCUAAGAAUGUCAGCUCUCUGGUAUCUGAGAACAAAUACAAAGAACACAGCAAGAAGCAGCUUCCACAUGGGUCUUACACAACCCUGCCUGAGACCCGAGACACUGCUCAUGUGAAAGAGGUGACCAAGAAUGUCAGUGAGACAAAUUAUAAACAAAAGUUUGUGAAGGAGAAAGGAAAGUCUAACUAUUCUGUGAUGUUGGAGCCUCCUGAAGUGAAACAUGCCAUGGAAGUGGCAAAGAAACAGAGUACUGUUGAAUACAAGAAAGAUGCCAAGUCAAAGCUCCACUACACACCUAUAGCAGAUCGACCAGAUAUUAAAAAAGCAACGCAAGCUGCCAAGUUAAUUAGCAAUAUUGAAUAUAAGAAGCGUGGAGAAGCUGGCAUCGGUGUAACUAUGCUGGGACGUCCGGAUAUUGAGCUUGCAAAGGAGGUGUCAAAGCUAACUAGCCAGGUUAAAUACAAGGAGAAUUUUUCCAGAGAGAAAGGUAAAAAGCCAAAGUAUGAUUUAAAGGAGGCUAAAAUCUACAAGACCAUGAAAGAUGCUCACAACAUGGCUAGUGAGGUGAAAUAUAAGGCAGAUUUAAAGAAACUUCAUAAGCCUGUCACAGACAUGUCUGAGUCGCUGAUUAUGAACCAUGUCCUGAGUACAAGCCAACUCGCCAGUGCUUACCAGUACAAGAAGCAAUAUGAGAAGAGUAAGGGUCACUACCAUGUGGUGCCAGAUAAUCUUGAACAGGUUCAUCUAAGGGAGGCAUCAGAACUACAGAGCCAAGUGAAGUACAGAGAAAAGUAUGAGAAGGAAAAAGGAAAACCUAUGUUGGACUUUGAAACGCCAACAUACCUUACUGCAAAAGAAUCUCAGCUCAUGCAGAGUGAGAAAGAAUAUAAGAAGGACUUUGAAGAGUCCAUUAAGGGCAGAAACCUUACUGGCUUGGAGAUUACACCAUCCUUAUUACAUGUCAAAUAUGCAACUAAAAUAGCAAGCGAGAAAGAGUACAGGAGGGACCUGGAGGAAGGUGUCAAAGGCAAAGGUCUAACAGCCUUAGAAGAGACUCCAGACAUGUUAAGAGCAAAGAAUGCAACUCAAAUCCUAAAUGAGAAAGAGUACAAAAAAGCACUGGAAUUGGAAAUCAAAGGAAGAGGUCUGACAGAACUGGCUUUGGAGACACCUGAUUUUGUGAGAGCAAAGAAUGCCACUGACAUUGCCAGCCAGAUCAAAUACAAACAGUUGGCAGAAAUGGAGAAAGCCAACUACACCAGUGUUGUUGAUACUCCAGAGAUUAUUCAUGCCCAGCAGGUCAAGAACCUUUCAAGCCAGAAAAAGUAUAAGGAAGAUGCAGAAAGGACCAUGCCAUACUAUGUGCCUGUUGCAGACACACCAGAAAUGCAGAGAGUCCGUGAGAAUCAAAAGAACUUUAGCACACUUCAGUAUCAGUGGGACCUACAGAACAGUAAAGGAAAAGUUACAGUGGUAGAAGACACACCAGAAAUACUGCGCGUGAAAGAAAACCAAAAGAAUUUCAGCUCGAUUUUAUAUAAAGAAGAUAUUGGAACUGGAACUACUAUUGAAAAGACACCAGAGAUGCAGAGAGUUAAGCGAACCCAGGAUGCAAUUAGCUCGAUUAAGUACAAGGAGAGUAUUGGAAGAGGAACUCCAAUUCCUGAUCUCCCAGAAGUGAAGCGUGUCAAGGAGACCCAGAAGCACAUCAGCUCGGUAUUGUACAAAGAGGACCUAGGGACAGGUAUCCCAACACCUGUCACUCCAGAAAUAGAGAGAGUCAAACGCAAUCAAGAACACAUUAGCUCGGUGUUAUACAAAGAGGGCUUAGGGACUGGCACCCCAACACCGGUCACUCCAGAGAUGGAGAGAGUCAAACGCAAUCAAGAGAACAUUAGCUCGGUGUUGUACAAAGAGGGGCUGGGGAUUGGAACCCCAGUACCUGUAACUCCUGAGAUGGAGAGAGUCAAACGCAAUCAAGAAAACUUUAGCUCGGUGUUGUACAAAGAAAACAUCGGGAAAGCAACCCCAACACCUGUCACUCCUGAGAUGGAAAGAGUCAAACGCAAUCAAGAAAUCAUUAGCUCGGUGUUGUACAAAGAAAACUUGGGGCGAGCAACCCCCACCCCUAUCACUCCAGAGAUGGAGAGAGUCAAACGCAAUCAAGAACACAUUAGCUCGGUUUUGUACAAAGAACAUCUGGCAAAAGGGACUCCAACACCCAUCACUCCAGAGAUGGAGAGAGCUAAACGCAAUCAAGAAAACAUUAGCUCGGUUCUUUAUUCAGAUAGUUUCCGAAAACAAGUACAAGGCAAAGCUGCCUAUGUACUGGACACACCUGAAAUGCGGCGUGUACGAGAGACGCAGAAACAUAUCUCUACAGUGAAAUACCAUGAAGAUUUUGAGAAAAGCAAAGGUAGUUUCACGCCUGUAGUUACUGACCCCAUUACAGAACGUGUGAAAAAGAACAUGCAGGACUUCAGUGACAUUAGCUAUAGGGGCAUUCAAAGACGAGUAGUAGAAAUGGAGCGAAAGCGUGUGGACCAGGAUCAAGAGAAUCUCACAGAUCUUCGUGUGUGGCGCACUAAUCCUGGGUCGGUCUUUGACUAUGACCCAGCAGAAGACAACAUUCAGUCCAGAAGCUUACAUAUGAUCUCUGUCCAAGCCCAGCGCCGCAGCAGGGAGCAUUCCCGCUCUGCCAGUGCCUUAAGCCUCAGUGGUGGGGAUGAGAAAUCUGAGCCCUCAAUUGGUGUGGAUCAACAUUUGUCCUACUACAGCAGUGGGGGCUUCUUUGCCACAACUGCAACAGUGGGCUACAAACAUGCUAAAACUAUAGAGCUGCCACAGCAACGAUCAUCUUCAGUUGCCACCCAGCAGACAACUGUAUCCUCGGUUCCUUCUCACCCAUCUACUGCUGGUAAGACAUACCGGGCCAUGUAUGACUAUAUGGCAGCUGAUGCUGAUGAAGUCUCCUUCAAAGAUGGUGACACAAUUGUAAACGUACAAGCAAUUGAUGAAGGCUGGAUGUAUGGGACUGUCCAGAGAACUGGCAAGACGGGCAUGCUGCCGGCCAACUACGUAGAAGCGGUCUAA
Molecule: messenger RNA, 18516 nt
Organism: Struthio camelus australis
Lineage: Eukaryota; Metazoa; Chordata; Aves; Struthioniformes; Struthionidae
Source: RefSeq, a predicted model, not a curated record